Messenger RNA from Drosophila mauritiana, 760 nucleotides. Its product is annotated as protein FAM166B. The coding region runs from base 193 to 477 and encodes 94 amino acids. The transcript is spliced from 2 exons. Lineage: Eukaryota; Metazoa; Arthropoda; Insecta; Diptera; Drosophilidae. The record is from RefSeq and is a predicted model, not a curated record.
ACUUGUUGCUGCCAUCUAGGCAAUCCGCGCGGGCAAUCCGUCCAAUCCUGGCCUCCGUUGUCAUGGGAAACGGGGUCGUUUUGUCGAAGCUUCUCCUGUCAGGCCAGCUAUUAAUAGUUAGAUUCAGUUUCCAGUUACCCAGUUAAGCAGCAACACUCGGAGGGAUCAACAACUUUUGCGGAAACAAAAAACAUGUCCUAUUCCAGCCGAUUUGGUUUCGACUUCCAUCUGCCGGAUGAAGGAUGGUGCUACCCGAAGAACGACAUGCACUUCAUCCGCAGCGCGGAGUGGGUGCCCGUGGAGAAGGCAGGCGUGGGCCGCUCCUUUGCCAAUCCCAAUGGCGUGAUCUAUCCGCGGGUGGUCGGCAUGAUUCCACGCUACGGCGGCCACGUUCCGGGCAACAAAUUUCGUGUGGGCAACACCUAUGGCCGUUCCACCAUCGACGCCAAGCGUCAUCUGGCCCUCAAUCAUGAUUGAGAAGCGAGUUAUCGGAACAUUAGCUCACCAUUAGCCAAUCAAAUUCGCUGUGUUACGCUUACAGAAGCACCCGAAAUAAAUCGUAUGCAGUAGAAGCCUGUAGAAAAUGGCAAAUAGAAAUAAAAUCAUACAAAUCCAAAUUUCCCAGAAAAGCACAUUUAAUUUAUGAUUGCUCUUUCGAGCAAUAAAAUGAAUUUAACUUUAGAUCACAAGAGUAUAUUUGGUAUGGCACGCAAGGUGCCAAAAACACUUUUCUCCUAACAAAUUACAAGAAAAGUAACUA